AUGCAGCCAAUCUAUUUUUCACACAACUUGUACACCAAGAAAUUUCACAUGCCUUCCCUUGGCUUGGUUCUGGUGCUACUGAUCUCUUUGGUCUCUCCGAUCAGCUCCUGCACGGAACAGGAGAAGAGCUCCCUUCUCCAGUUCCUUGCUGGGCUUUCGCAGGACUCCGGCCUCACGUCAUCGUGGCGGAGUCACACAAACUGCUGCACAUGGGAAGGGAUAACCUGCAACCAAGAUUGGAAGGUCACCGAUAUUUCGCUGCCUUCUCGGGGACUUGAGGGGUCCAUCUCACCAUUGCUUGGUAACCUCAGCGGGCUGUCACGCCUCAAUCUGUCACACAACUCGCUGUCUGGUGGCUUGCCGCUGGAACUGGUUUCAUCAAGCAGCAUCAUUGUUCUUGACGUCAGUUUCAACCGGCUGACAGGGGGACUACAUGAGGUACCAUCUUCAGCCACUACACGGCCUCUGCAGGUACUGAACAUCUCAAGCAACUUGUUUACAGGAAGGUUUCCAUCCACUGUAUGGGAGGUGAUGAAGAGUCUUGUUAUUCUCAAUGCCAGCACCAACAGUUUUACUGGCCAGAUACCAAGUGCAAACUGUGUUAGCACGCCAUAUUUUGCUGUCCUUGAACUCAGUUUUAACCAAUUCAGUGGAAACAUCCCCCAUGGGCUCAGUAAUUGCACUGUGCUGAAAUUGCUCAGUGCUGGCCACAACAAUCUCGGUGGGACUCUUCCAGAGGACCUUUUCAAUGUUACCUCAUUAGAGCACCUCUCUUUACCUAGCAAUUGGUUACAAGGAUCUCUCGACGGCAUCAGCAAACUCACAAAUCUGGUCAUCCUUGAUCUUGGAGGAAACUUUCUCAGUGGCAAUAUUCCAGGGUCUAUAGGUGACCUGAGGAGAUUGGGACACAACAACAUGUCAGGGGAGCUUCCAACAGCUCUAAGCAACUGCACAAAUCUUGUAACAGUUGACCUCAAGACCAACAUGUUCAGUGGAGAACUUUCCAAGGUCAACUUCUCCAACCUAUCCAAUCUCAAAAAAAUAGAUCUUCUGCGCAACCACUUCACCGGCAACAUUCCAGAUAGCCUAUACUCCUGCAGCAAGCUGACUGCACUACGUCUAUCUCACAACAAUUUCCACGGCCAGUUGUCAGAAAGAAUAGACAAUCUGAAGUCCCUCUCAUUCUUAUCACUUGUUAACAACUCCCUUACAGAUAUCACUAGAACUAUUCGGAUCCUUGGGAAAUCCCAGAGCCUCACCACCCUUUUUAUCGGGCUUAACUUCUUGCAUGAAACCAUGCCAGAGGAUGACAACAUUGAUGGUUUUCAGAAUCUCAAGGUUCUUUCCAUAAGUGAUUGUUCGUUGUCUGGAAAAAUACCUCACUGGUUAUCAAAUCUCACAAGUUUAGAAUUGUUAUUUCUACACAACAAUCAACUAACCGGGACAAUACCUGACUGGAUUAGCAGUCUAAACGUCCUCUUCUUUCUUGAUGUAUCAAACAACAAACUUAUAGGGGAAAUUCCGGCUGCCUUAAUGGAGAUGCCAAUGCUGAAAUCAGACAAGACUGCACCAAAGGUCUUCUUUGAGCUGCCUGUUUAUGCUUUCAGUCCAUCUUUGCAAUACCUAAUGCCCAGCGCAUAUCCUAAAGCACUGGACCUGAGCAUCAAUAACUUCACUGGUCAUAUACCUGAGAAGAUUGGUCAGUUGAAAGGACUCACUUUCCUCUAUUUGGGAUCCAACAAAUUAUCGGGAGAGAUCCCAGAAGCGAUCUGCACCCUUACGAACCUGCAGGUGCUUGACUUGUCCAGCAAUCAUCUCACUGGUACAAUUCCAGCUGAGCUAAACAAUCUACACUUCCUUUCAAACUUCAGCAUUUCCAAUAAUGACCUAGAAGGCCCUAUUCCAACCACGGGGCAGCUCAGCACGUUCCCUGGUUCUAGCUAUGAUGGAAACCCCAAACUGUGUGGCCCUAUGAUUGUAAAUCGUUGCGGUUCAACAGAAGCAGGUCCAGUCUCCAUUGUCUUGACAAAAGAGAUUGACACUGAGGUCAUCAUUGCGAUCGCCUUUGGUGCUUUCUUUAUAGUAGGGGUCAUGUACGAUCAGAUAGUCUUGGCCAGACAUUUUGGCUGAACUCUUGUAAUUAUUAUCAUGACCCCAAACCAUGACGCGAUCUUAAGUGGUUGUCAGUUCAGCAAGACCAUGUGAGUGGCUCCAGCCCUAGCAAGAUCAACAUCCCUGUAAACCUGGUAUCUUUACAUUCACUUUGUACUCUAUGUAACAGGAAAAUAAUUACUCCAGUGAGUGAGCAACGUCAAUAGUGUGUACGCAUA
Lolium perenne is the source of this 2330-nucleotide messenger RNA. RefSeq names its product receptor-like protein 2. Gene Ontology annotation, molecular function: protein binding. NCBI's taxonomy places the organism in Eukaryota, Viridiplantae, Streptophyta, Magnoliopsida, Poales, Poaceae. The record is from RefSeq and is a predicted model, not a curated record.